Messenger RNA from Penicillium canescens, 1512 nucleotides. RefSeq lists its product as uncharacterized. Gene Ontology annotation, molecular function: transmembrane transporter activity. The coding region runs from base 1 to 1512 and encodes 503 amino acids. Lineage: Eukaryota; Fungi; Ascomycota; Eurotiomycetes; Eurotiales; Aspergillaceae. Gene Ontology annotation, cellular component: membrane. The transcript is spliced from 6 exons. The record is from RefSeq and is a predicted model, not a curated record. Gene Ontology annotation, biological process: transmembrane transport.
AUGGCAGAGCAGAAAGGCAAAGUUUCUGUCGAGACACCGGAAGUAGAGAAGCAGGGUGUCUCCAGGGCAAUGGAUGAGGCAGCAGAGUAUCUUGCUCAUAGCACUGGCUUUGCACCUUUGUCCCCGGAAGAAGAGAAGAAGAUGGUACGCAAGAUGGAUUGGAUUCUGCUGCCAAUGCUCUUUAUGACCGCUACCUUGGGUGCCGUUGAUAAGGUCGCUAUCAGUACUGCGGCCAUCUACGGCCUCAAACAUGACCUUCAUCUUGUGGGUCAGCAGUAUUCUUGGGCUGGCUCCAUCUUAUCUCUGGGGGCCAUCGUUGGUAUGUGGCCAUCCACGUACCUAGUCCACAGGCUACCCUCUGGCAAAUACCUGUCUGCAUGCUCGUUAGGCUGGUCAAUCAUGGCACUUCUCUUGCCAGUGUCUCGUGACUGGAGCGGACUGAUGGCUUUGAGAUUCUUUAUGGGUUGCUUGGAGGCGAUUAUCGUUCCAUCAAUUUCUAUUAUCGUUGCCGGGUUUUACAAAAAGUCUGAGCAGCCCCCUCGCAAUGCCCUGGUAUUUGCGGCGGCGAGUUCCAUCAUCAACGGCUUCCUGUCGUGGGUGGUCGGUCACAUUCCAUCUACUGCAGCACUUUCUGUUUGGCAAUACCUUUUUCUGAUCACCGGCUCUAUUUCUACACUUUGGUCUAUUAUAGCUUUGAUUUUCCUCCCGGACUCUCCUAUGAAUGCAUUUUUCCUCAACGAUAGAGAGAAGUACCACGCUGUCCAGCGCCUGGCUGAGAACAAAACUGGCAUCACAAACCGGCAAUGGAAGUGGGAUCAGGCUCUGGAGGCGGCAAUUGAUCCCAAGACAUGGGUUCUAUUUUUCUUCAACAUCGCCAUCAAUAUUCCCAACGGAGGACUCACAACCUUCAGCGGCAUCAUCAUCAACAACCUAGGCUUUUCACCCAUGAUUACGUCCCUGCUUAACAUGCCUACCGGUGUGAUGUCUACCUUGUCGGCAUUCUGCUUCUCUUGGAUCGCUGCUAAGUGGACCAACCGUCGCUGUCUGGUCACAAUGGUGGCAUCCUGUGUCCCUAUAAUUGGUGCCAUCCUUGUCUACGUCUUACCGCGAACGAAUCUAAGUGGUCAGAUGGUUGGUAUCUAUCUGCUAUACACAUACUUCGGUCCGUACGUUGUGGGAAUCUCCAUGGCUCAGGCUAACACGGCGGGUAAUACCAAGAAGGCCGUGCAGUAUUCUAUUCUCUAUAUUGGCUAUGCCGUCGGGAACCUCAUCGGGCCGCAGACAUUUCGAGCAAAUCAAGCACCAGCAUACACAGGAGGGUUUGUUGCCAUGCUGGCUUGCUAUUGCGUCUGCGUUCUGUUGAUGGCAGUCUACUGGGUUAUUGCGCACAGAUUGAAUCGCCGAGUUGCAGAUGGGGUUGACCCUGGAGAGGAUCAAGCGGAUGAGGACUUGAUGGAUGCUUUUGCUGAUAAAACUGACUUUCAGCAAAAGACAUUCAAGUAUACUACGUAG